AUGCGGAGAACAAUCUACCUCCUGACCGCCCUGGUCGCCUUCUGUCUGGGCCUGUCCCUCGGCCUCGCGAUCCCCGUCUACAUCCGACUAGAUCUCAGGAACAACACCGUCAGGCAGCCCGAGCCCCAGCACUUCGUCAGUGUCAGCUUCCUCAGCGACAACAGCGUCGAAGACACCAGGCCUUCCACUGUAGUCGAUGGCAUCUACUGGGGCGAGCAAGUCGAAGCGUCAUUACCCACAGGAUAUGGAGAACCAGAAGCGGAGAGGUGGCGACGAUUCAUCAAGAGUAACCCAGUAGUGAAGAUAGAAGAAGGUUGCGGACGGAUGCAGAACAGAAUGCUGACUUUCGAAGACGGUACCAAGGCCUGCUGCAGGUAUCGGCAGAACACGGAUCAGAUCCAAGGGGAACUGUUCAGCUUCUAUUUGGGUCGACUUCUGGGGAUAACGAACCUGGCACCCUCUGCACUCGGAGUGGUCCAGAGCAGAGACCCCGUCUGGUCCAAAGUCCGUUCACAGAUCAACCUCGCCCAGUGGGCCGAAGAGAGGCCCGUCGUCCUCACCAAGUACGUGGACGACCUCGGGCCCGCUCAGAUACCCAAAUCGUUGAGAACGCCCUCGAGAAAACUACAUCCACAAGAUGUCCAAGGGGACAAAGAGCGCCUCAUCGAGCUGGCGCAGUGGUCAGAUCUCAUCGUCUUCGACUAUCUGACCGCGAACCUCGACAGGAUCGUCAACAAUCUUUACAAUCUGCAAUGGAAUCCAGGUAUGAUGGACGCGCCGGCUCAUAAUCUCGCCAAGAGCUCUAAAUCCAACCUCUUGUUGUUCUUAGACAACGAGAGUGGUCUACUUCAUGGAUACAGGCUCCUCGACAAGUACGAAUCGUAUCACAGUGUACUGCUCAACGCUCUCUGCGUCUUCCGACGAUCGACUGUGGAGAUGGUUGAGCAGUUACGACGCAGCGGUAACGUCGGAGAUCUCCUCAACUCUCGGCUGAGCUCGGAGCGGGACGCUAUCCCAGGCCUCCCGGACAAGAGCGCUCGGAUCCUGAACGACAGGCUGAACCGAGUGCACGACCAGGUGGAGUGGUGCAAGAAGCAGUACCCGCGAUGA
This is a messenger RNA of Nezara viridula (southern green stink bug), 1110 nucleotides long. NCBI's taxonomy places the organism in Eukaryota, Metazoa, Arthropoda, Insecta, Hemiptera, Pentatomidae. The record is from the annotation of a GenBank genome assembly.